AUGAAAGAACAUCCAAUGAGGGAACAGCGAAAACGAAUCCGUUUUGGUAGCCCGAGCGAUCGACAAUCCGCGUCCCAGCCUGAGCAGCCGCACCCAUUUCAUGCAAAGUCAUUGUUGAGUAUUCCCGCAGAAAUCCUCGGGAUCAUUUUGGAUGAGCUGGAUGCAAGGGAUCUUUAUACAUGCAUGCUGGUCUGCAAAGUGUUGGCCGCCCACAUCUGGAAUACUACGUCUCUAGUGUACAAGAUGGAGCUGGCAGUUGCCCAUGUUGAGAACGGACCUCCCAAUAACUUAUGCUCCGCCGACAGACUAGCUAGCCUGCGAGAACUGCAGAGGUCGUGGCGAGAACCCCAUUUCCCGCGAAUAUGGACUGUCCCUUGUGACAGCGUGUUCUGGUCUGCCUCUUGUGGGGUGCUUGCUUUAACGUCUGUCUGGGGCUCUCUCCAGCUGUAUCAGGUCCCUUCACAACUACUCGGUGUACCAGAGAAGCAGUGGCACAUCGAGAAUAGCGACACGGAAAUGCUGGUCGUCAUGUUCGAGUUUGACUUGACGCAGGAUCUCGUCGUGUUCGUCCAAGCCAACGAUGGAAUGUACCAGUGCCUCCACCCGCGCUCGCUGUCGAAACCAAGCGAGAAGCAUCCACUGGCGGCGACACCUCACCUGGUUCCUUUCGAUUUUUACUUUGAUGACUGCCCUUGCUGCCUCUAUGUGCAAGGGGACACCAUCGGCUGGCUUGUCUACGAUCACGAGGAGCGUGUAUCAAGCUUCCAACUAUGGAAUUGGAAAACCGGUCGCCAAAUCUUGCAUAUCGUCACUCGAGAGAAUGAGGCUCCGUGCACAACAUUCAUGUUCCUGGAUCACAGACGCGUCCUAGUGACGCGUCUCGACCAGCUCGAAGUGUACGCGUUUGACGCAGACGCAGCCGAUUCUCACGUAGAGCCAUCCCGCAUCUGCACAUUCAAACUGCCCGAAGCUGCGCGUGACGCUGAAUAUCUCCGAUCAUCCUUCCUUGCGCAGAACCAUUCCAACGUGCAAUCGAGCCCCGAUCGUCGCCCCGCAUUCCGGACACCAGAAAAGCACGAGCUCUUCAUGGUGUACACCCUUCUGUGCAAGCGGCACGCGCACGUGGGGACCGGGUUCGUGUUCAUGGUCGCUGCGCCGGUAAUCUUGUGCCGUAUCGAGCACGCAUAUCCCGGACAGUGCUUCGCAUGGGACGACUGGGGCUCGUUGGAUACACGCGUGAUCGAGCUGCCCGAGGGUCACGUCGACACGUUUGUCGACGUGCGAGGUACCAAGGCUGUGCUCGCUUACAUGAUCGACGGCGACAUUACCCAGCUCCAGGUGAAGGUUUUGGAGACAAAUCUGGAUAUCAUACGGCAGGAGCUGCGCAACGAUGAGUGUGGGUCGGCGGUAUACGAGACGGAGCCAUCACCCUAUGGUGCCGAAGGAGCGAGACCCGGGUGA
Messenger RNA from Postia placenta MAD-698-R-SB12, 1461 nucleotides. RefSeq lists its product as hypothetical. Gene Ontology annotation, molecular function: protein binding. The transcript is spliced from 5 exons. The record is from RefSeq and is a predicted model, not a curated record. Lineage: Eukaryota; Fungi; Basidiomycota; Agaricomycetes; Polyporales; Adustoporiaceae. The coding region runs from base 1 to 1461 and encodes 486 amino acids.